Molecule: messenger RNA, 1023 nt
Organism: Galdieria sulphuraria
Lineage: Eukaryota; Rhodophyta; Bangiophyceae; Galdieriales; Galdieriaceae
Product: glycerate kinase
Exons: 3
Coding region: 6-998 (330 amino acids)
Cellular component (GO): cytoplasm
Source: RefSeq, a predicted model, not a curated record
UGAGAAUGAACGGUAGCUAUUGUGGCCAGCAAACAACUGCAGAAAUACCCAAAGAUUGCAUCUUAUCGAGUCCUGUAUUUCAAGCUACAGGAUUAUUGUGGCAGGAUAUUCCACAAAAAGAAUGGGGUAGAUUGGCGAAUCUUCUUAUCCAAAAGUUGAAGUUGGAUCCCACCUUGCCAGAAACCAACGUCAGAAUCCAUCAACUUUAUUUGCCUAUAUUUUUUUGGUUGAAAAAGGUAUGUGACCAACAGAAAUCGGGUGCACCCAUCGUUGGUAUAUCGUGUCCACAAGGAGGUGGAAAAACCACUUUGACCUUUGCAGUGCAGUUUUUAUUCCAGCAGCUACAACGUAAAUGUGCAGUUGCUUCUAUAGACGACUUUUAUAUCACUAGAAAGGAGCAGCAAAUGUUGUUUGAGAGAGAGAGGAACCCAUUGCUAGAGUUUCGUGGCAACCCUGGAACUCAUGACGUGGAGUUGGGAGUACAAGUUUUAUCACAACUCAAAUCUUGUAAAGCUAAUGAAAGAGUGGCCAUUCCAAGAUAUGAUAAGGCCGCUUGGAAUGGUCUUGGAGACCGCUUUCCUAUUGACGAAUGGUAUGCAGUUGAGUGUCCCGUAGAUCUCAUUCUAUUGGAAGGAUGGUGCUUAGGUUUCCAGCCGGUUAGAGAAGAGGAACUCAUCGAUAGUCGAUUGGGCAGCAUCAACAACAGAUUAGGUGCUUAUCAGAAAUGGUAUGAUAUGUUGGACGGUUGGUUGGUAAUUGAAAUAGAAGACUUGAAUUGGAUUUAUGAUUGGCGAGCACAAGCUGAAGAUAUGCUUCGAAUGCAAAAUAGAGGAGCAAUGACACCAGAGCAAGUACGAGACUUUGUCAGUCGUUUCAUGCCAGCCUAUCAACAAUAUUUGUUUCGCUUCUAUCGAUCGCCUUUAUUAACCAGCGAACAAAAUAGACUACAGUUUCGUAUCGACAAGAAAAGACAACCGAUAUCUUCAAGUAAAUAUUAAAGUUCUUCGUGGACUGCAUUUGGAA